Messenger RNA from Closterium sp. Naga37s-1, 636 nucleotides. The record is from the annotation of a GenBank genome assembly. Lineage: Eukaryota; Viridiplantae; Streptophyta; Zygnematophyceae; Desmidiales; Closteriaceae.
AUGCCCGACAUAAAAGGCGAUGCGAUCAUUUCACUCUCAACCACGGUUCUCAAACUCCCAUAUUCCCAUACCUCGCUCAUUUUCCUGAGCAAUCAAGCAGACGACAUGGCUGCUCUCACCUCCUCCGCUGUUGUGGCGCCUGCUGCCUUCCAGGCGGCCGUGCAGUCCUCCGCCGCCUCCUCCAAGGCGGUGUCCUUCUCCGGCCUCAAGGCUGGCGUCGCUAAGACUAGCGAGUUCGCCGCCAAGACCGUCUCCAACAGCAGCCGCGUCUCUUGCAUGAAGGUCUGGAGCCCGAUCAACAACCCCAGGUUCGAGACUCUCUCCUACCUGCCCGCGCUCUCCGAGGACAUGAUCGCGAAGCAGAUCCGCUACAUGCUCAAGAACGGCUGGGUUCCCUGCCUGGAGUUCGACGCCAGCGGCGUCGUGUACAGGGAGAACAACAGCGGCCCCGGCUACUAUGACGGCCGUUACUGGACGAUGUGGAAGCUUCCCCUCUUCGGCUGCAGCGACGCGUCGCAGGUGCUCCGUGAGCUGGCCGAGUGCAAGGCGAGCUACCCCGGCUGCUACAUCCGCGUUCUGGGCUUUGACAAUGUGCAGCAGGUGCAGUGCAUGAGCUUCAUCGCGCACAAGCCAUAA